Drosophila eugracilis is the source of this 1437-nucleotide messenger RNA. RefSeq lists its product as uncharacterized. The transcript has 2 exons. The record is from RefSeq and is a predicted model, not a curated record. Lineage: Eukaryota; Metazoa; Arthropoda; Insecta; Diptera; Drosophilidae. The coding region runs from base 894 to 1217 and encodes 107 amino acids.
AUUCCAGAAUAAUCCUAGACUCAAACCUUUGUAAAUUUAAAACCCUUUCCCCAAGUCAAAAUGCAUUCCUAGCUAAUAUGCCAUUGAAAGUCAACAAAGCGAUUAGCUUAAUCCAUAUAUAUAAACUAGAACUAGCUAGUGACUAACUAUAUAUAGUGGAGAACUAUCCAUUGUUGCCUUUUCCCUCCACCUCAGCUCAACUAAUUUGGUUUGGUAAUGAUCUUGGCAUUCAUUUGACUCUUCGUGCAGUCCGUUUUCCAUUUUCAAUUCAAUUUCAUUUUUUCAUUUUAUACCUUUUUUUCUCUCUUCUUGUUUUUGUUUUUGUUUUAUUUUUUUAAACUGCGAAAACUUGAUCUAGCAUUUCCCAGCGGUCUGAACUUUUGCAAUAUUCUAGCGUUUAUUUAUGAUUUUGUAAUCGAUUAGUUUUAUAGGAGAGAGUAUAUAGGUUUCUUAGGCUGUUUGUGACAUUUUAGUUGGAAAAACCAAUUGGAAAAGUUAAAAUUUGUAAAGAAAGAACUUUAAGUAAGGCUGUAGGUCUAUAAUAUUAACAUUUUUGUAAAAAUCCCAAUAAUUCUCCAAAUACUUUUUGCCCUAUAUGAUCACAAAAUGUAUCAUAACACUAAGAAGUAUCUAAAAGUUGAAUCCAUAACAUUAGAAGCAUUGUUCUCAAUCGUUUUUUGUAUGUAAUUUAUGAACGGCCACUGAACUUAAAUGGCAAAUGGCAGCAGCAGCACCAGCAGCUCGAAGCUUACGAGUUUUACCAGUUUUUUUAGUGCCUCAGUGGGCCAUGGCUUGGCGACUUUGGGCCCGCGAAUCGGAAAAGGUUUUCGAGACUUUUCAUGCGAGUGCACGGCAAGUGAGCGGGCCAGUCCACGUCCGCCACUGAACGCAAGAUGACGCUCUACAUGAAGCUGCCCCUCAAAUGGUUGCUAAUGGUAUUCGGGAUGCUGCUGCUGGUGUUCCUGGACUGCAGUUUGGCCCAACCACAGAGAUUUCUGGUAGCAGGGGAUUUGAUAACAGCAUCGGGAACUGGAGCUGGAACAGCAACAGGAACCGGAACCGGAAAUGCAGCAGAUCAAUUGCCCAUUAAUGAUCCAUCGGAUCUCAGUGCUGGCCUGAAUUUGGCACCCGUUGGCAAUCUGAUUGCAGCAGCUGCAAAUGCCGUGAUCCCUGCCCCAAUUCAGUUUAUUCGCACGGCCAUGAACAGCGGCCUCUGACCGCCAGGUGGCGCUAACCUGGAUUCUUGCCCACCCCAAAAACAAAUAAUUAUCUCUAAUUUUUAAGCGCCUUUUUAAGCAACACUUUUAAUUACUGUGUUAAACGUUUUUUUUUUUUCCUUUUUUUUGUCUCGUCGUUGUUAGCUUGUUUUGUUGUUGUUUGUUUGCUGUCUUAAUGUGUGUUUGUGUUUAACUAAGUGCUAUAAAUGUCUUUAUAAUA